Pseudoliparis swirei is the source of this 1675-nucleotide messenger RNA. RefSeq names its product organic solute carrier partner 1a (gene oscp1a). Gene Ontology annotation, cellular component: cytoplasm; plasma membrane. Gene Ontology annotation, biological process: transport. Lineage: Eukaryota; Metazoa; Chordata; Actinopteri; Perciformes; Liparidae. Bases 181 to 1344 code for a protein of 387 amino acids. The transcript has 11 exons. The record is from RefSeq and is a predicted model, not a curated record.
UGCACCGCCAUGGUCACACAAGACUUCACAGAACAAUUUGUUUACAAUUCAAAACCGGAACAAUCAGAUAAAACCUUUAUAAACAGAGUGCAUCUGAUCUGACAGCCGUUCAACCGCUUCCGCCGCCGACUCCGGCUCGGACAUUUGCCUGCCAGUUAAUCCCUUCUUUGUCUUGGCGAGAUGUCCGUGAGAACUCUGCCCCUGGUUUUCAUUAAUCUGGGCGGAGAGAUGCUUUACAUACUGGAUCAACGCCUGCAGGCUCUCAACACAUCCGAGGACAAUUCAGAGAAAGGAGUCUGGUCAGAAAAUGACAGAAAAAGAGUCCUGAGUGACAUCGUCGGGGCCAUGUUCAGUAAAGACUUCAUGGAUGAACUUCUCAAGCCGCAGCAGCUGUAUUCUCACAGGACUCUGAAAACAGUGCUAUCUCGGUUAGCGCACGCCUCCAUCAUGAGGCUGAGCCUGGCCAGCAUGGACAGGCUUUACGAGCUGAUGGUCAUGGCGUUCAAAUACCAGGUUUUCCUUUGUCCACGGCCUAAAGACCUGCUGCUCAUCACUUACAAUCACAUGGACGCCAUCAGGGAACGUGUGGGACACACUCCCGUGGUGGUGAACCAAGUGGACGAGACACAUAGGAAGAUCAUCGAGAUGUACUCGUCUUUGUCGGAGGGGGAAUUCCAGCUGCUCAGACAAACGCUGCUCAUAUUCUUUCAAGACAUGCACGUCCGCGUGUCACUGUUUCUCAAAAUCAAAGUCCAGAAUCCCAACGGACGUUUUGCCCUGUCGCCAUCUGGCCCGGUGCCUCAUGGGAUGGAUGUUCCCGGGCUGAUUAGGAUGUUUGACAGAAAGGGACGAGAAGUGAUGCGCGGCGAGUUCCCCUCCGGAGGAAGUUACACCAGCCCCGUCAGAGAGGGAUGCUUUGAGCUGCACGGAGACCGAGUCAUCGCGCUGGGCACGAACAUGUACAACGAGAACCAUCCAGAGGAGACGCACACAUCCAAGACUCCUUCCGUCAAGAAGGACGACGCUCCCAACCUGCUGGCCAAAGAGGAGCUGAACCUGCUGGCUCGCCUGAUGGGGAGCAUGAAGGCCGACAGCAUGCCCGACACUGAAACCGGCUUUCGGAUCAACCUGUUUACUUCGGACCAAGAGGAGGAGGAUGCGGGAGCUUCAGGUGGAGCUGAGCAGUUCUUGUUCGGAGUUAUAAAUAUUCAAGCAGUGCAGGAUGAACAGGCAGCGACUCAGCUGGCACGCAUUGCCGGACAGUUUGCCGAAGGGGGCGAGACGCCCGAAGAGCUCGGCGGCAGCAAGGGCGACGACCUGCUGGCCAUGAUGGACGACCUCUGACCCCGUCGUGUCUAUUAAUUAUCGUUUCAACUUUACUGCAUAGCUCUUUACCUCUGGCCAGAUCACUUUAAUGGUCACUGUGAGCUUUGAUUUUAACCUGUAAAAUAUAUAAUUGGUGCUUUCUGUGCUCCACCAUGUGGUUUAACACUGAGGAAGAUUAGAGAGUAACAAAAAUACCCAAUGACUCAGACGGUGGCGCUUGAACACAUACUUUAUUUUAAAUUAGCACUUAAAGUGCUACAUCAAUGCCGUGACUAUUGUAAGACGGACCUGCUAUAUUUUAGAUGCAUUUUCUGGAUAAUAAUAUGUGGUCAAUAAAUAAAUAAAUAUU